Sphaeroforma arctica JP610 is the source of this 1644-nucleotide messenger RNA. RefSeq lists its product as hypothetical. Gene Ontology annotation, molecular function: protein binding; peptidyl-prolyl cis-trans isomerase activity. Bases 82 to 864 code for a protein of 260 amino acids. NCBI's taxonomy places the organism in Eukaryota, Ichthyosporea, Ichthyophonida. The transcript has 6 exons. The record is from RefSeq and is a predicted model, not a curated record.
CUUCUUGUGCCUAAUAACCCCAAUACUUGAGUACACACGUACUCUGAUUAAACAUUGCUACAGUGCUAUAUCACCGCAGCUAUGGCGAACGAAACAAUAGAUCUGCUUGGAGAUGGAGGCAUCUUGAAGACUAUCAUUACAGCCGGUACAGGCACUCGCAAACCACAGAACGAAGACACUGUGGUUGUGCACUACGACGGCACUCUGGCCGAUGGCUCGUUUGUGGACAGCAGCAGGAAACGGAACCAGAAGUUCAGUUUCAUAGUGGGUGAGGGAAAGGUGAUACAGGGCUGGGAGUUGGGUGUACCUACUAUGAAGCUGGGCGAGAAGGCGUUGUUCACCCUCCAACCCGAGUACGCCUAUGGCGACACGUCUCCGUCAGAGAACAUUCCCAUUAACUCUGUGGUCAAGUUUGAGAUCGAGCUGUUCGAGUGGUUUCAAGGAGAGAAUCUAGCGGGGAAGAAGAAUAACAAAGGUGUUAUGUACAAGGACAUCUCCAAGGGUGGUGGCUACCUCAAGCCAAAGGAUGGCGAGAGUGCUAUGAUCUCGUUCAAAGGAGUACUCGAUACGGACGAUGGAGAGGUCACAGUUGUGGAUGUGAAGAACAAGUCUGUUGUGGUGGGAGCCAUCGCGACGUGCACAAGUAUUCUUAGUAUUGAUGAUACGGAUGUAAAGGCGCUCUUCCGCCGAGCGAGUGCGCUUAUGGAGCAGGGCGAGUGCAAGCGUGCAGAAUACGAUCUCAAGAAUGCCCUCCUGUUGCAACCCACAGACACUGCUAUAAAGCGUAAACUGGCCGAUUGCAAGAAGCAGAUCAAACUUCAGGAGCAGAAGGAUCGUGCCGUCUUUGCUAAGAUGCUUGGCUGAAGAUGAGCGCUGUCGUUCUUUCGCACUUGGUUUCGAUCUCCUGAACCUAUAUACAGACACACACAUACACACAUACGCAUACACACACACAUUCUAAUACACAUACACUUACAUGCACAUACGUACAUACGUAAAUACAUACAGAUACACAUGCGCAUACCCUCAUGCGGACAUAUACUAAGCACCGUAUACUAAGAUGAUUCUAGCCUAUUGGAGUGAAUAUUGAGGCGCUGAGCGGGCCACAUUCAUAUGUACUGGCUAGCGAUGAUAGGCUAACUUUCACGAUAGCUUUCCAUCCGGAUAUCAUUGCCAAAUUGUCAUGCCAACAUGGCACAAUAGCCAUAUUGCAAGUGUCAAGAACUACGGCCAUGCGCACUUCGCUGUGGGUUCCAAAGUCCUUUUGUCUGGUAUCCCGCAAACCCCCUUGCCAUCCCGGCCGAUGACCCAUCAGUUCUGGAGCGUUUAUUGUGCGGAAAUCGUCUUCUCUGGCCACCUUCGUGCUGGUAUCAUCUAUCACCCGGGCGCCGUAGCUGUUCUCUCGGCCACUACUAUAGUAGUGUUUUGGUUCCGCAUCGAGAGGCUUGGAGAUGCACCAAGCACGGGCGGGGCUCCUACUAGCAAACCAGACUGAGAUUGUAUACACCUCGGCUAUAGUAUAUCAUCGGAUUACAUCCUAAUAGACCAGUGAAUGUGCUGCUUACUGCACUAGCGGUUAAUAAAUUUGAACCCGUGGUGCUACCUAAAUGUAGCCGCAUGGUCCCAAAAAAUCGCCAGCCCAAA